Closterium sp. Naga37s-1 is the source of this 2565-nucleotide messenger RNA. The record is from the annotation of a GenBank genome assembly. Lineage: Eukaryota; Viridiplantae; Streptophyta; Zygnematophyceae; Desmidiales; Closteriaceae.
AUGCCGGAGAAUGCUACGCCAACUAUUGGGGCUGGCUCGGGUGCCACGGAGUGGCUGGAGCUGCAGCAGCAGGCAAUAUCCCUGCAGCGCACGGUGGUGGACGACUUGAGCUUCGAGCUUCAGAGCCUGCUGCAGCGCUACAGCACACGAGCCUCAGCAAGGUUCACUCCAGAGCGCCUCGAGGUCCUAUUCCGCAUCGCCUUCCUGGAACCUUCCUCUGCUUCACAUACCGACGACCCCAGCUGUAGCCCUCGCAGCUCCACCGGCUGUAGCCCAGGCCACACCAGCCCUGCUCGCUGUCCAGCUGGCAGUCCAGCUGGCAAUGGCAUGCCACGUCCUUCUACUGCUGCUGGUUCUGAAUCUGUGGAUGCCAGGGGUGCUGCCUCUGUAGCUGCUACUGGUGAUGAUGGUGGUGGUGAUGCUGCUUUAGCUGCUGGAGAUGGUACUGAUGCUGGUGCAGCUGGUGAUGGUGCUGUAGCAGCAGCAGCAGCUGCAGCAGCAGCAGCAAGUGGUAGUUCUGGAAGUGGGAUUGGCGGGAAUGGUGCACCCAAGCACAUUGCUGCUGACGUGGAGCAUGGUGCCAACGUGGACAUGCUGAUGCCUGAGCUCCUUCCGGAUAACGCGCUGCGAUUGGCCGGGGAGAUCUGCAGCAGGAUGGUGGCAGCAGGGGGUGGCUCACAGCUUGUGGAGACGUACAGAAAAGUACGCAGCAGCUUCCUGAAGCAGGCUGUGGAGUCUUUGAACAGCCACCUGGAUGGUGGGGCGGCGGAAGCAGCAGCAGUGGGCAGCAUGGGAUGGAGCGACCUGGAGCUCACCAGCAAGCAGUGGGCUCAGCACGUGUACCUGCUGGUGGGUGUGGUGUGGGGCAUGGAGCGGCAGUGCCUGGAGGACAUCCUCCCACCAUCCACCCCUGCCCACACCCCCCUCCUCCACACCCUCCUCUCCGCCCUCCUCAAUGACGGCCACGUCAUCUCCUCCCUGCACUCUCUCGCCCAAUCAGCUGCCGCCAUCUGUCGCCGCGGCCUGCCCCAGCAGCUGUUCUCGCUGCUGGAGAUGCUGCAGGCGCUGCAGGAGGUUAUGCCUGAGCUGCAGGAGGACCUUUGCAGCGUGGGCCUGCACUCAGAGUGGCGCUCGUUACAGUCACUCCCGCUCACCCUCUCCCUCGCCUCGCUACAGUCACUGCAGGCCAUGCACAGCUGCAUCGUUCGAGCCGGUAGCCUCACCACAUUAGACGGAAGUGCAGGGGGGGCAGGAGGGGAGAAAGGAGGAGAGAGAGGAGGAGGGAGAGGAGGGGAGGGGGGAGAGGGAGAGCGGGGUGGGGGGGCUAGGGAUGGUAGGAAGAGUAAGUCAGCUAUGGCGUCAAGUGCUACACCCUACAGCCCGAGAGAAAGAGCUGCAGUAUCUAGCCCCAGGUUCGGUGCUACAGCCGCCAGCCCCAAGCUCGGUGCUACAGCCGCCAGCCCCAAGCCCAGGCCCAGCGUUGCAGUCCCUGGCAGCACCAGUCCACCGCAUGGUGCUACAGCCGCUAGCCCCCGUGUUGGCGGUGCUACAGCUUCCAGCCCAAGAUGGGGCGCUACAGGCGCUUUAGGUGCCACAGCCACCCAGGGUGCCACACCUGCUAGUCCAAGGUGGGGUGCUGCAGCUGCCCUGGGCGCUACAGCCGCGUUCGGUGCUACAGCCGCGGCUCUUGUGAGCCCGAGAGUGCGUGGGGCAGUCAGGGCGCUCACUCGCCGGGCCUCAGACGCGUCAGUGCUGGCCAAUAGCGACGCGCCAGGUGGCGGGAGCUCUGCAGCACCACCUGGAGGAGGCGUGGACCCGAUUACAAGCUACCAGCAGUGGCAGGGAGAGGAGGAGGAGGAGGAGGAGGAGGAGGAGGAGGAGGAGGAGGAGGAGGAGGAGGAGGAGGAGGAGGAGGAGGAGGAGGAGGAGGAGGAGGAGGAGGAGGAGGAGGAGAGAGAGGGAAGGGGACAGCUGCUCGUGGGUGUGCUGGUGGUCUCGCUGAGGGAGUAUUUGGAUAAGAGAGCAGCUUAUAUCGAGGAUGCAGCCAUGAGAGAGCUGUACCAGAUGAACAAUCUACACUACCUUAUGCAGUCCAUGAACUCGUGGGGAGGGUGGAGGCAAGGGGGGCUCCAACAGGCUUUUGCUGAUGCCAAGGGGAACGGCAGGUUGGAGCUGGCUCUAGCCCUCUCCACGUUCAUCGAUGGGAGUACCCUUCAGAAGCACGUGGCUGCCUUCCAGACCUGCGCUCUCAGCAAGGUAUUAGCAGCCAUGUCAGACCGCCCUCGGCCCCUUGACUUUGUCCCGGAGUGCACCAAGCCUGCAUCGUCCCUCUGGCCUUUCUCCCACUCAGACGGGGGCGACCACGAGGUGCUGGCUAUGAGCGACCUGCUCAGGCUGAGGGCGUUCAACAGGGCGAUGGAGGAGCUGGUGGAGGCACAGAAGCGGUGGGCCAUCCCGGAUGCUGCACUGCGACUGCGCGUCUGCACCGCAUGGGCUGCUUGCCUCAAGGACCGAUACCGCAAGCUGCUGCAGCCUCGCUGGUAUGUGCUGCUGACAAGGUGUUAA